This is a messenger RNA of Glarea lozoyensis ATCC 20868, 2298 nucleotides long. RefSeq lists its product as uncharacterized. Gene Ontology annotation, biological process: DNA-templated transcription. The record is from RefSeq and is a predicted model, not a curated record. Lineage: Eukaryota; Fungi; Ascomycota; Leotiomycetes; Helotiales; Helotiaceae. The coding region runs from base 1 to 2298 and encodes 765 amino acids. Gene Ontology annotation, molecular function: DNA binding; zinc ion binding. The transcript is spliced from 4 exons.
AUGUCGUCUGGGAGCGCAACUCCGCUAGCUGACAGUCGGAAAGAAUUAUCUCCGCCAAAGGAUGACCUGUUUCGAGUACAGGCGUCGCCGUUGUUACUAGGAGGAGAUAAUUCGGAUUCAUACUUCAUGGGUGCUUCGAGCGGACGAGCGUUUGUUGACACUUUCAAGCGACGCAUACAGGAAAGCGGCAAAUCACUUACUGGUUUCAACACUGAAGCCUUCCUUAACAUUCAAGGCGAUACCAGAUCACUAUCCCGAACAUCAACACCAAAGACAUCCACCACGCCACCACGGAUGUUCUCUGAUCGAUGUGUCAAUGUGUAUUUCCAAGAAUGGGCACCAUUAUUCCCCGUCUUACACAAGCCAACAUUCCUUCGCGUGUACGAGGAGUAUAUGUCCCAUGCAGAGAGCUUGGACGACCCCCACAAGUUGGCUCAGCUUCAUUUGGUAUUCGGUAUCGCUGGCUUGUCUAGCGAAUCACCUGAUCGGGAACAAAUUGCGUUGAGCGAGUAUCAAUGGCGCACCUCUCUUGAGGUCGUAUUAAUGGAUAACUCCUUGGCCACAUUGCAGUGCCUCAUUCUCUCGCUGCUCUAUUGUAUAACUAAGGCCGACUACAGCCGGUUACAACACUACAAGGGCAUCGCUGUGGGGCUUUCGCACCGACUUGGCCUACAUCAGAGCCAGAAACGUUUCUCAUUUGGUGCUCUCACUAUCGAAACACGCAAGAAGGUAUUUUGGACUUUGUAUAUCAUCGAUUGCUUCUCUGCUGCUCUACUUGGACUGCCAAAACUUUUGAAAGAGGAUGACAUUCAUUGCGAAUAUCCUUCUGACACUGAUGAUGAAUAUGUUACCGAGAAGGGAUUCCAACCUACUCUUCCCGGGGAGUACACCAAAAUUUCUAGCGCUCUGGCCUUGAUCCGCGUUUCUCGUAUUUUGUCGAAAGUUUUGGAUCAAAACUACCCUGCAGCUACAGUACACGAACUAUCACUUCAGUCUCUCCUGGCUCUAGAUGCCGAGCUCAAUGCGUGGUCAGAACAUUUACCAACUCAUUUGAAACUCACUUUUGUCCAAGAUAAGCCAUCAACAGAUGUCACUGGCAGUCGCUCCGCAAUUUUGUCACUCGCUUACUAUUAUAUUCGGACCUUAAUCCAUCGACCUGCUGUUGGUUCUAGCCUUGGCAACAAAUCAUCGUCUUCUGUCCUGGCAGUCGCCGAUUCAAGCAAGCACAUUAUUCAGAUUGUGCAGCUCCUCGAGGAAAGGAGCAUGUCGUUUUCGUUCUGCUUGAAUAAGAACGAGAUGCUCACUCUAUGUGGUCUGAGCCUUCUCUAUCAAGGGCUUGAUUUGAAGCAGGAAGGAAAACUAAUGCAAGACGGCCAACGUCUCGUGACAAUUGUAGUCCGGUAUCUGGAGAAAGCAGAUGCACCGAGGGCGGCAGACUUUAGAAGACUGGCAUCAUCCAUGAUAGACCUUCGGUCGAUGUCACCUCCAGUCCGGAGCCCAUCAUCAUCAAUGGCGGCGCCCAAAAGUGUGAAGUCAGUGGCAUCACCAUCGGUACCAAAACAACAAAUUCGGCCACAGAUCACCAUGCGUCACACAUCUGCGAGCAUAUCCGAAACGGAUCUCCUUUCACAGCAGGAGAAACUCCGUCGUGCCACCGUGCCAAACCUCAAUAUGUAUCGCUCAGAUCAUCAUUCGCCUCACGCCCGCUCAUCGAUCGAUUCUACGAGGUCGGACUCGUCUCUAUCGAAACGUGAAUAUCGUAUUCCUCAGAUGCCGACGAUUCUUAAACCCCGUCCAAACCCCGUUGUAAAGAGCGAAAGGCCCCCAAACUUAGAUUAUCUGUCGCUGAGCAAUACACCUGCAUCCUCACAUCCACCUUCACCUCAUGCUACACGUCAGCACGCUCCGAUAUUCAAUCAAUAUAAACAGACUACUGCUUCACCAAGUGAGUGGGAGGUGCUCCUCGGAUCACUUGACGGCGGUCAAACCAACCUCUACGAUGCUAUAUAUGGAGGACCGGCAUUGAGUUUGACAGAUAGCAGUAUCUCACAGUCUAAUUAUGGUGACUGGAGCCCCGAAUCGGGAGCAUGGGACCUUUUAAGCAAUGGGUAUGGAGGUACCGGGGAUAUAGAUUUUUCUGCGGCAGGAAGUGGCGUUGCGAGGAGUGUUCUGAGCGAAGAGUCGAUGAGCAGCGCUGAAGAAUUGGCAGAUUAUGUCAAUGCCAGUCAAGGGUUGAUGGGAAUGCAACCCAGAGAAUCGUAUUUACUGGAAGGUUUAGAUGGGUCAUUGGGUUUAUAG